This is a messenger RNA of Lathyrus sativus (Indian pea), 936 nucleotides long. The record is from the annotation of a GenBank genome assembly. Lineage: Eukaryota; Viridiplantae; Streptophyta; Magnoliopsida; Fabales; Fabaceae.
AUGGCCAAGAAAAAGAUGAAGACUCCGAUUGAUCGUGUUCCUAAACAUUCUCAACAGCCUAGAAGUUCGCCUCCUAAACGCCGCACUGAUUUCUCUUUUUUCAAUCGUGCUCCUCCUUCUUUUUCCAACUUUGCUAUUGAUUCCUCGCCUGGUUCAUCUUCUAACGAAAUGAGAUUGUCCAAUGUCACUGCAAGCAGUUCGCUAGAGAGAAGAAUGAUGGUUAAACAAUUUUAUAAAGAGGCCCUGGUUCGAUGCAGCAAGUACCAAGAGGGUAGACCCGUCUGUUCAUCCGAGUCUUUUGAUAUUUCAGUAGCAGAAUUGGAUUCAGUUGAUCUUUGCGGCAAUAGGGAUGCUUGUAUUAAGAUGCCAGAAUCUACACCUCGUGAAUCAUCUGUCAGUGAUAAUAGUUCUCCUGCUGUAACCCCUGGAAAUGUCGUAUGGGCGAGAACAACUUGUAAAAUGUGGUGGCCUGCUGAGGUCAUGGAAGAAAGAUGUGCAUUAUCUGACUGUGUUAGUGAUGGACAUGUUUUAGUGCAGUUUUAUGGAAAUCAUCCCAGUGCUUGGAUUGAUCCAGCUACAGAUAUUUCAAUUUUUGAGGAUUCUUUUGAAGAAAGGAGCAAUAACCCUUCAAAUGAUUUUCAAGUUGCUCUAAAGCAAGCCUUGCAAAGGAAGACACAACUAAGCUCUUGCCAAAAUUUGAGUCCUGAUAGGUCUGCUCACUCUACUCAGAAUGAUCGUUCAGCUGGUAAAUAUACAUCGCCUAGCUCAAGCAGAACUAUCAACGAAUUUCAAGAGAGACGGAGGGGAAAAAGAGAACGUAAACCCAAACUUCAUUUUGAUGAGGUGACAUAUCCAAUAAAAUCAGAAAAGAAGGACCGUCGGUUAAAGAUAAUGCGGUACCUCGGGCUUGCACCUCCAGUUGGUUCUCCUUUUUGA